This is a messenger RNA of Penicillium waksmanii, 3522 nucleotides long. RefSeq lists its product as uncharacterized. The transcript has 6 exons. Bases 1 to 3522 code for a protein of 1173 amino acids. NCBI's taxonomy places the organism in Eukaryota, Fungi, Ascomycota, Eurotiomycetes, Eurotiales, Aspergillaceae. The record is from RefSeq and is a predicted model, not a curated record.
AUGACGACGCAUGUAUCGGCCGCUCCGGCGCCAUCGACCAACGGUGACGCGCGGGGACCCUUGAGCCAUUCAGCAAUCGAUACCAUGUCAACUCCAGCCCCCGCUGUGAAUCGCAAGAAGCAAAAGCGCCGACAGAAACAAGCCGCUCGCCUAGAUGCUCACUCCCACGGAGAUCCUACUGACGUCGCUGCGGCCGAAGAUCGACAUUCCGACGAUGAUAUUGCGGACCACGAUAGCGCGGACUUUGACCACCAUGAACAAGAUGAUGUCUAUCGAAAUGGAGACCUUGGAUCACACUCGCAUCCUUCAUUGUUGAACGGACCCGAUGAUCAUCACGAACAUUUAACCGACCACAAAUUCAAGAAAAAGAGGAACAAAAAAGGCCGCUCGGAUUCGCACACUCUCGCUGAUGGCAGCUCGACACCUCUCUCUACCCCGUCCGCUUCAUUCUCUCACCCACCACCGUCGCACUCCCUCCCGUAUUCCGCUACCCGUUUCCCCGCCAAGUCCGCCAAAGAGAGCAGUAUCUGGAACCAGUCCUCUUUGGAGGAGCGUGAGAAUAUCCGGACUUUCUGGUUCGAGCUGGGCGAGGAAGAACGCCGUCAGUUGGUGAAGGUGGAGAAGGAUGCCGUGUUGAGGAAGAUGAAAGAGCAACAAAAGCAUUCUUGCAGCUGCACUGUCUGUGGCCGAAAACGCACCGCCAUUGAGGAGGAGCUUGAGGUUUUGUAUGAUGCGUAUUACGAAGAGCUCGAACAAUAUGCCAACAACAACCAAGGCUCCUUCGAUGAAGGCGCCCCUAUCAUCCCCCCGCCUCGAUUGUACCAACCACCCCUACGAUCACCUGGCCAACAUACUCACACCCAUGGCCAAUUCCACCCAUCACGGGGUAGAGUUCAGGAAUUACCCGAAGACGACGACGAUCUUGAGGACGAUUAUGACGAGGAAGAGGAUGAGGAGGAUGAGGAGGAGGAGGAUGAAGACGACGAUGAGCUUUACAGUGAUGACGACGAAUUUGAAGACGAGGAGACUCGUGCAGCCCGUGCGGACUUCUUCGCCUUUGGGAAUAGUUUGACGGUGAAAGAUGGCAUUCUUACUGUGGCAGACGAUCUUCUGAAAAACGAUGGCAAGCAUUUUAUUGACAUGAUGGAGCAGUUGGCCGAGCGUCGAAUGCAGCGUGAAGAAGAUACCCAGUAUAAUAUCGCCGCCGCCCACCAAUCAUUUCAUGCUGGUCAUAACCACGGCCCUCUCGACGAUGAGGACUAUGAUGAUGAAGAGGAUGAAGACUAUGACAGCCAAGAAGAAGAGGAAGAGUUCGACGAAGACGAGAUGGACGCCAUGACCGAAGAGCAGCGCAUGCAAGAAGGGCGACGAAUGUUCCAAAUAUUUGCCGCCCGCAUGUUCGAGCAGCGAGUCAUGACUGCAUAUCGAGAAAAAGUUGCUGAACAACGCCAGAAGCAGCUCAUAGAGGAAUUAUUGGAAGAGGAGAACCGGAAUGAGCAACGGAAUGCUAAGAAAGCACGAGAAGCGCAGAAAAAGAAGGACAAGAAGCGCUUGCAGAAGCAAGCCAAGGAAGAGGAAAAGUCUCGCCGGGAUGCCGAGAAAGCAGCCGAGGAGGCUGCAGCGAAAGCGGCGCAGGAGAAGAAGCUGGAAGAGCAGCGACUGAAGCGUGAAGAACAAAGGAAGAAGCGCGAAGCAGAACGCAAGGCCCAGGAGGAGGAGCGUGCCCGCAAAGAAGCCGAAAAGCAACGUCGCCUAAAGGAAGAUCGAGAACGACAAGCCGAAAUAGAGCGUAAGCAACGCGAGCAGAAGGAGGAGAAAAAGAAGCGCGACGAUGCGAAACGCAAGGAGAGAGAGGAACGAGAAGCCCGAGAGAAGAAGGCCAAGGAGGAUCAGGAGAACAAGACUCGAGAAGAUCAGGCCAGAAGGGACCGCGACCUGGCCGCUAAAGCCGAACAGGAGUCUAGAGAGAGGUUUGGAAAAGCAUUUGUCCAACCCAAAGCUGCAUUACAUGCUGGUUCUAUUCCCCUGAUACCGUCGUCUCUUCCGCUCCAAGCUAUCCCUGGACCUCUUCAGUCGCCGCAUUACUCUGUGGCUUCGCCUGCAGCUCCUAAAGCUUCGACUCCUGCCAGGCCGCGACAACCGUCUCAGCAAGGCUCACACACAUCUUCGCCCCAUUCACAAACCACUUCCUCCGACUUUCCUUUCCAGCCCUCCAUCUCACCACGCUCUUUGGCUCAGUCGUAUUCUGGAGCCCCAGGCAUUGGCGGGAGACCGGGCCACCAGCAGCAUCCGCCUCUACACCAUCCUCAACCUUCCGCACCUUUAUCUCCGCUAGGUCGCAUCAAUCCACCUGGCUUCCCGGGACUGGGUAGCUUACCGUCAAACCCACCUGGUCUACCUGGAAUGGGUGGUCGACCGAUUCCCCCGGACUUGCAAAUGUACCCUCCGAAUUCUGGGAUGAUGAGCCAUCGUGGGUUUGGCGGCCCGGGUGGAAUUCCUGCACCUCCUGGAAUCAAUGGAGUCCGUCCCAUACAUCCAGGUCGCGGGUUCCCGCCUGACCUUGGACAUGGUCUCCCAUUCCCGGGACAUCAUGGGGCGCCUGGCGCAUAUCCUAUGCAGCAACCUGGCUUGGCCAAGUCUCAUUCACGACAACAGUCUGGAUCAUUUGAGCGCUCUCCUUUAGAUUCAGCCGGCCAGCCCUUCCCAAUUUCACGACCAAGUCCGAUCAAGCGUCCUCCAAGCACCGCGCAGGACCACCAUGAUGGUGGACAUGCUUCUUCCCGGCGAGAUGUGGAUGAUUUAAGUACGCAGCUCGGUAGCAGUGCACUUCUCGAUGAUACAGAUGAUCCGUACUCGUCAAAACUCUCCCAGUCGUUGCCUGGUGCUUCUGCGCCAGGACAGUUCCCCCCGCCGUCGAGGGCCAGUUUUCAAGGAUCUUCUUUGUUUGCAGAGCCCCUGGGAGCUAAACAUGCGGCUUUUGCAACUGGUCCUGGUUGGGGUGCUCCUGCACCCUUUGGUUCCGCUUUCCCUGGUGCUUCUACCUGGGGAGUAGCGACUGGGGGGAGUGGCUGGGCUCACAAUCACAAUGCUUUUGCCGCCGGCGGCCAUCAUCGCGUUCACACGACUCGGCCUGUUACAAUCCGCCUUCUUGUGAUUCAAGCAUGCAAGCACCUCAACACGAUAAACCCCCCAACCGGGCUCGGUCAGGUUGGACAAUUGCGCCCAUCUAGCGAGCCCGCAAUUUCACUCGGUGAGAUGCUCGACAUCUGCGACACGGAAGGUAGCCCUCAGAAUGGUGGUGGGUCAUUCUCCAUCAAAGAAGAUAAAAAUGGCCAGUACGUCAAGUUUGAGCCGGAUACCAACAGUGCGAUUGGUGGCCACCGAGGUAGCAUUGUACCAGGUGAUAUCGGCAGCCCAAUCCCUGGAAACAGCAACCCUGCUGCAUUUGGCGGACUUGGCGCGCCCUCUGUAUUCAGACAGUACUCCUCUCCCCCGACUGGACUGUUUGGCGGGACUUCCUAA